Molecule: messenger RNA, 2324 nt
Organism: Myodes glareolus (Bank vole)
Lineage: Eukaryota; Metazoa; Chordata; Mammalia; Rodentia; Cricetidae
Gene: Smad7
Product: SMAD family member 7
Biological process (GO): cell differentiation; regulation of transcription by RNA polymerase II; anatomical structure morphogenesis
Cellular component (GO): heteromeric SMAD protein complex
Molecular function (GO): transcription regulator inhibitor activity; I-SMAD binding
Source: RefSeq, a predicted model, not a curated record
GCCAGCGCGCAGCCCGCGCAGCCCGCGCAGCCGCCCUCGACCUACACGCUCCCCCUCCUGCUGUGCAAAGUGUUCAGGUGGCCGGAUCUCAGGCAUUCCUCGGAAGUCAAGAGGCUGUGUUGCUGUGAAUCUUACGGGAAGAUCAACCCCGAGCUGGUGUGCUGCAACCCCCAUCACCUUAGUCGACUCUGUGAACUAGAGUCCCCCCCUCCUCCUUACUCCAGAUACCCAAUGGAUUUUCUCAAACCAACUGCAGCCUGUCCAGAUGCUGUGCCUUCCUCCGCGGAAACCGGGGGAACGAAUUAUCUGGCCCCUGGGGGGCUUUCAGAUUCCCAACUUCUUCUGGAACCUGGGGAUCGGUCACACUGGUGCGUGGUGGCAUACUGGGAGGAGAAGACGCGCGUCGGGAGGCUCUACUGUGUCCAAGAGCCCUCCCUGGAUAUCUUCUAUGAUCUACCUCAGGGGAAUGGCUUUUGCCUCGGACAGCUCAAUUCGGACAACAAGAGUCAGCUGGUGCAGAAAGUGCGGAGCAAGAUUGGCUGCGGCAUCCAGCUGACAAGGGAAGUGGAUGGCGUGUGGGUGUACAACCGUAGCAGUUACCCCAUCUUCAUUAAGUCCGCCACACUGGACAACCCGGACUCCAGAACGCUGCUGGUGCACAAGGUGUUCCCUGGUUUCUCCAUCAAGGCUUUCGACUAUGAGAAAGCUUACAGCCUGCAGCGGCCCAACGACCACGAGUUCAUGCAGCAGCCAUGGACGGGCUUCACCGUGCAGAUUAGCUUCGUGAAGGGCUGGGGCCAGUGCUACACCCGCCAGUUCAUCAGCAGCUGCCCGUGCUGGCUGGAGGUCAUCUUCAACAGCCGGUAGUUGCGUGGGGAGAAGAGGACAGGAUGGAGCGUGAGCCGAGCAGGCCACCAUUCAAACUACUUGCUGCUAACCUUUCCCUCCCGAGUGCUUGCUUUUCAUGCAAACCCUUUGGUCAGUUUUGCUGUUAACCAUUGUUGGUUGUUUUGUUUUUUGUUUUUUUUUCCUUCUCGUUCUUAUUUGUGUUUUGUUUGUCUUGUUCUUUGAGAAAUAGCUUAUGAUGAAUUUGUUUGUUUUUUGUUUUGGGCUUUUUUUUUUUUGAGGUGGUGGGUGUGGUUGACAGGAUACCCCAAUAUAAAAAUGGGAAGCAAAAGUCAGCACUGCCAAACGUGGUAUGUGAAAGUAGUGGGUACUGCCUUCCCUUCAGAGUGGACAUCCCGAGCAUGUAGGGGCGUGCGUGAACGGCAGAUGGGAGAAAAUGCUUUUCUGUGUUCCUUAUGGAUGUCCCCAGCUGAGAGACCACAGUUUCAAGCUGUGUGCCCUUUGGACAUGCUCAGUGGGGCAGAGUCAGUACCUGGGCGAACUGGCAGCAGGUGUCCCAGCAGCUGCCAAGCUUUGCCCAGCCUGCCGAAGCCCCUGCGCUGCCUCCCCCCUUUAGGACACGGGCCUAUCCACAGGCUUCUGAGAAGCCAGCCUGAUAGAGGCUGAACCAUUGUUUUCAUCCCUGCCUUACUGCCUCCUGUCACCCGCUGCCAUUGUCAUGUCUGUCUCUUUUGGCCAUCUGCUCCUGGAUCUCUCUCUUGAGAUGGGCUUCCCAAGGGCUGCAGGGACAGCCCAGACACAGUAUUGCUAACCCAGGACCCUCGGGGUGGGGGUGGGGGCCCUCAGCCGGUUCCCCCACUGUGGUUUUUCAUCAGGUUCCCCCAACUUGUGUGCUGAGCUCUGUAGACCAGCGAGGGGCAUCCCGGAGAGGGAACUGCUCAGUGGCCCCCCCCUUCCCACCAAGAAGGGUGUGGCCCUGCCAUAACAGAAGGUACCAUCCUAGGCUGACUCCCAGCUCUUCUCUCAACUCAUACACUCGUAUGAUACUUUGACACUGUUCUUAGCUCAAUGAGCACGUUUAGACUUCAACAUAAGCUAUUUUUCUAACUACAAAGGUUUAAGUGAACAAGAGAAACAUUCUCAUUGGAAAUUUAGCAUUGUAGUGCUUUUGAGAGAGAAAGGACUCCUUAAAAAAAAAGCUGAGAUUUAUUAAAGAAAAAAUGUAUUUUAUGUUAUAUAUAAAUAUAUUAUUACUUGUAAAUAUAAAGACGUUUUAUAAGCAUCAUUAUUUAUGUAUUGUGCAAUGUGUAUAAACAAGAAAUAAAGAGAAGAUGCACUUUGCUUUAAUAUAAAUGCAAAUAACAUGCCAAAUUAAAAAAAGAUAAACACAAGAUGGGUGUUUUUUCUAUGGGUGUCAUCACCCGGCUGAAUGUUUUUCUAAAGGAGUUUAUGUUCCAUUAAACAGUUUUUAAAAUGUA